CUCCCCACUGGUUGUGACUGUAAUGCAACUGUUCAAUCUGGAGAUAUAUGUGACACAAUAUCCGAAAGACACAACAUCUCUACAUACUUGGCAGCAGUCAACAGUGAAACAAUUGAUCCUGGUUGUGAUAAUUUGUUUAUUGGUCAAGUUUUAUGCCUUGGAAUCAGCGACCAGGAUUGCAAUGUUACCCACAUUAUGCAGACC
Messenger RNA from Suillus subaureus, 204 nucleotides. RefSeq lists its product as uncharacterized. The transcript has 3 exons. NCBI's taxonomy places the organism in Eukaryota, Fungi, Basidiomycota, Agaricomycetes, Boletales, Suillaceae. The record is from RefSeq and is a predicted model, not a curated record. The annotation marks the transcript as partial.